This is a messenger RNA of Meloidogyne enterolobii, 780 nucleotides long. The record is from the annotation of a GenBank genome assembly. Lineage: Eukaryota; Metazoa; Nematoda; Chromadorea; Rhabditida; Meloidogynidae.
GGUCAAUUUAUGAAUGCUAGAACAAAUCAACUCCAAUUGACCGCAGAAUAUCGGCAAAUAAAGGAUGCCGUUUCAGUGGCAUUUCAUUCAAUUAUGGUACAUCGGGUACUUGGAAAGUUUAAAUUUUCUUCUGACAGCGAUUAUAGCCUUGGCUCUCUUGGGCAUGAAGAAGUGCCGUGCAAUCAUGUCGAUCUCACUUAUAUACGAGUCAACAGUCCCGAAUUUAUCGAUGACUUUAAUGAAAAGGUGGACUUAUUUGUCGAGGCGGUAACCAAAUCAUUGAAGGACGGGUAUUUUUUAAGUGGAAGUGGAAAUCAUUUAAUAUCGCCUUCGUCUGCUCGUGAAGGAGGGAGAAUUUAUGGAAUUGAUUGCUGGGAGGAUCUGAUAUCAACACAAAUUAAACUUGAAUUUUACCAGCGUCGGAAACGACAGUGGCCAAUUCCAGAAGAUACUGCUCCGUGGGAAGUUUGGGAAUUACAUCUAAAUCUUGUUCGUACAUUAAAUAACGAAGAUUUUUUUCGAAUGCGAGAAUAUGUGGCUGAACAACUUUCUGAUAAAGUUUUGACAAUUUGUGAGCUUAUGAAUAAACCGCAAUAUUUGCCAAAAAUUCCAACACGACUGGAGAUUACUUCCGUUUUUGAUAUUCGAUUUCCAAAUUGUGACCCUUAUUUGUGGCGAUUGGAUUCGGAACAUGGUCUCCGUUCAACAGAAAAUAUCUCUUCAGGCACAAGUUUUGUGAAGAAAUUGUUCAGGGAUGGACUUGCUUUCAAUAUACAAUAA